AUGGCGCCUGCAGGGAAAGAAAGACAAACGACCCGAGGCGCGGCUGGUCAGCAGAGGCGCGGGCGCCUGAGAGCCCCCUCCUCGGCCCGGCCCCGCCUCACAUACAAACCUGGACCACCGGCCGCCGCUCGGGGUCUGCAACCUCACAGGGGAGCGGCUUCCGGUGCUGCCUGCGUCAUCUCCGCGCGUCCCUCCGCCCGCGGCGCCCAGCGGGCGCGGGUGCACUUCCGGCCCCGGCCACCGGAGGGAAGCGGGAGGGUGACAUUCUGCAGACUCCGGACUCACCAGUGGUGUUUCAUUCUAUUUAAUGUUAUCCUAUUUCAUGCCUUGCUUUUUGGGGCUGAUUUUAUGGAAGAAUACUUUCUGCACACUUUGCCUUAUGUAGAUAUGAAAGUUCUUGAAAUAAAGGAUAAGGCAAGAAAAUUGAACGUGGAACCCCUAAGAAGUAAUAUUUCCAAGUAUUAUAUCCUGAGCCAGUCGGAGGUGUGUAAAGGGAAGAAUAUAUUUUUACUCUCUCUUAUCUUCAGUAGCCCAGGAAAUGGAACAAGGCGGGACCUCAUCAGGAAAACCUGGGGUAACGUGACCAGUGUCCAAGGGCACCACAUUCUCACACUGUUUGCUUUGGGAAUGCCUGUUUUGGUAACUACCCAGCGAGAGAUAGACAAAGAGUCCCAUAAGAAUAAUGAUAUAAUUGAAGGAAUCUUCUUGGACAGUUCUGAGAACCAAACCCUGAAGAUCAUCACAAUGAUGCAAUGGGCUGUGACUUUCUGCCCUAAUGCCCUAUUCAUUCUCAAGGUUGAUGAAGAGAUGUUUGUCAAUCUACCAAGCGUGGUAGACUAUCUUCUCAAUCUGAAAGAACACUUUGAGGAUAUCUAUUUAGGAAGAGUUAUCCAUCAGGAUACACCCAACAGAGACCCCAAUAAUCAAGAAUUUGUUCCUUUUAGCGAGUACCCAGAAAAGUAUUACCCAGAUUACUGCAGCCGUGAGGCCUUCAUUAUGUCCCAAGAUGUGGCUCGGAUGAUGUAUGUGGUUUUCAAAGAAGUACCCAUUAUGGUUCCUGCUGAUGUGUUUGUAGGGAUUUGUGCUAAGGCCAUUGGCCUUAUACCCAUCCACAGUUCAAGGUUUUCUGGGAAAAAGCACAUCAGAUACAACAGAUGUUGCUAUAAGUUCAUUUUUACGUCCUCAGAAACUACAGAUGCUGAAAUGCCCCUGGCGUGGAAGGAAAUUAGCAUUGGGAAAGAAUGUACCCUGUUUGAGACUUACUAUGGCCUCAUUUCCUGCAAACUUUUGACAUACCUUGACAGCUUUAAACGUUUUCACAUGAGUACCAUGAAAAACAAUGGCAUGUAUUUUGGUGAUUAG
Messenger RNA from Callorhinus ursinus (northern fur seal), 1362 nucleotides. It is a transcript of the gene B3GALT9, whose product is annotated as beta-1,3-galactosyltransferase 9. Gene Ontology annotation, biological process: protein O-linked glycosylation. The record is from RefSeq and is a predicted model, not a curated record. Gene Ontology annotation, cellular component: Golgi membrane. Lineage: Eukaryota; Metazoa; Chordata; Mammalia; Carnivora; Otariidae. Gene Ontology annotation, molecular function: hexosyltransferase activity.